CUUCCUCUUCCUUGGCUGCUUGAGCCUGUUUUUUCGUUGUAUGCAAAGCCAGUUUGUCCCUUUGCUUUUUUGAGUGGUCGACUUGUGCAGUGCAGUGAUUGAAAGCAUUGUGACACCAUGGCGUCCUUGGCCAAACCAACGGGUGUUUGGGCCGAUAUCAAGGAAUAUCGACGAGCAUAUACUCUUACGGCUGUGGCGAGUUUUGGUGGAAUGUUGUUCGGAUGGGACACAGGUUUGAUCGGUGGCGUCUUGACCAUGGACUCGUUCAAGAACUCAUUCGCCCUCACAAAUUCCCCUGCCGCAUAUGCCGACCUGUCGGGUAACAUUGUAUCUGUACUCCAAGCUGGUUGUUUCGUUGGCGCUGCUGCCAGCUUCUGGGUAUCUGAUACGUUUGGUCGAAAGUCUGCACUGAUAUAUGCCGAUAUUAUCUUCAUCAUCGGCAGCUUGCUUCAGACUUGUAGUGCUAUUGGCAACCAAUCGCUUGCUCUGCUCUACGUCGGUCGAGUCAUUGGAGGAGUUGGUGUCGGCUUGAUAAGUGCAGUAGUGCCAACAUAUAUUGGUGAGAACGUCAACAAGGAGAUCCGAGGACGAUGUAUUGGCACUAUGCAGCUGUUCAACGUCACAGGCAUCAUGCUGUCGUACUUUGUCAACUACGGUGUGACACGAUCCAUCUCAUCCAGUAAUGAUGCCCAGUGGCGUAUACCGUUCGCCCUCCAGAUGCUUCCCGGGGUGCUCCUGUUCGUCGGAAUCCUGUUCCAAAACGAAAGUCCUAGAUGGCUUGUGGAGAAAGACCGACAUGACGAUGCCGCUCGUGCACUUGCACAUGUUCGAAGCUACUCACAUGAUGAUCCUGUUGUUACAAAAGAGCUAGGCGAGAUCGUGGCCGACUUCCAGAGCCAUGAGAAGAUAUCUUUGUUGGGACAACUUCGGACUGUUUGCUCUGACAGAAAAUAUCUUUAUAGAUAUUCGAUGGCUAUCAUCUUGAUGAUGUUUCAGCAGUGGACAGGCACCAACAGUAUAAAUUAUUACAGCCCGCAGAUCUUCGAAUCGAUCGGCCUAGGAUCAUCUGCCGGACUGUUCGCUACAGGAAUAUACGGCGUAGUCAAAGUCGUCAUUACCGCCUUGGCCUUGGCUUUUAUGACUGAGCAACUCGGUAGAAAGUGGAGCUUGAUCAUUGGUGCUCUAGGCCAGGCAUUUGCAAUGUUCUACAUCGGCAUCAACCAAGCUGUCAACCCAGUGGUGGAGGGUGCUGCUUUAGAUCGGAACAGCAUCUUUGCCAUCAUAUCUGUUUACUUGUUUGUCGUCUUUUACAGUGUCGGAUGGGGUCCGAUCCCCUUCAUCCUUGCUUCCGAGACGAGUCCCAAUCGUGUUCGCUCUCUUACCAUGGCAUCAGCAUUGAUGUGCCAAUGGGCCUUCAACUGUGUCAUCGCCAGAAUAACACCCGUAAUGCUUAACAGCAUCACCUACGGCACGUUCUUGAUCUUCGGCAUCUGCUGCAUCCUGAUGACCAUCUAUACGAUCUUCUGUGUUCCCGAAACCAAAGGUGUACCCCUCGAGUCAAUCUCCCUCCUCUUCGAAGGCAACAUCAUCAAAGGGGCCACUUACGACACGAUACCCAAACACUCACGAGCAAAGAAACUGCAAAAUGCGACGAAUGUCACAGACGAAGAUGAGGGUAACAAAGGAGAUUUUCCCAUUCACGUUGAGAGGGCAAAGGAUGUUUAGCUAACUUUUGUCCUUUUUCUUCCUGAAAUUACAGAACAGGUACCUUUGAUGCGUUGAUGAGAUACGAUUCUGCAAGUAUACAUGAAGGAAGUAUUUAGUGUGGUUUGAGAAUUGGUGGAGGGAUGGGAGAGUUGCUAAAAGUCGAACGUAGCAGGCUGGAUCUGAAUCUCUACUGCACGACCAAGAGAGGUGAUUAGGACAGAUCUGUUUAUAGAGCUAGAACAGUGCUGUACCAUCCUAGUCUUGCCCACGGUGCAGCCAUGAGUCCAUUGUUGGUUGUAGAAG
Molecule: messenger RNA, 2010 nt
Organism: Aureobasidium subglaciale EXF-2481
Lineage: Eukaryota; Fungi; Ascomycota; Dothideomycetes; Dothideales; Saccotheciaceae
Exons: 7
Coding region: 118-1725 (535 amino acids)
Biological process (GO): transmembrane transport; carbohydrate transport
Cellular component (GO): membrane
Molecular function (GO): carbohydrate:proton symporter activity
Source: RefSeq, a predicted model, not a curated record